This is a messenger RNA of Eleginops maclovinus (Patagonian blennie), 1747 nucleotides long. It is a transcript of the gene capza1a, whose product is annotated as capping actin protein of muscle Z-line subunit alpha 1a. Gene Ontology annotation, cellular component: actin cortical patch; F-actin capping protein complex. The transcript is spliced from 10 exons. The record is from RefSeq and is a predicted model, not a curated record. Gene Ontology annotation, biological process: barbed-end actin filament capping; actin cytoskeleton organization. Bases 72 to 929 code for a protein of 285 amino acids. Lineage: Eukaryota; Metazoa; Chordata; Actinopteri; Perciformes; Eleginopidae. Gene Ontology annotation, molecular function: actin filament binding.
GUUGUUCUGGGAGGAGUCCCACAUACCUGGCAACACCGAAGGGCGCUUUGUUAACACUUCAUUGAGCCAAGAUGGCAGAUUUCGAUGAGCUCAGCGAUGAAGAGAAGGUCCGUAUUGCGGCCAAUUUUGUGAUGCACGCUCCUCCUGGCGAGUUCAACGAAGUGUUCAAUGACGUGCGAAUACUGCUCAACAAUGAUAACCUUCUCAGAGAGGGCGCGGCUCACGCCUUUGCCCAGUACAACAUGGAUCAGUUCACCCUUGCCAAAAUUGAAGGAUAUGAAGAUCAGGUCCUGAUAACGGAGCAUGGAGACUUGGGUAAUGGCCGCUUCUUUGACCCCCACAACAAGAUUUCCUUCAAGUUUGACCACCUGAGGAAGGAAGCCAGCGACCCCCAGCCGCAUGAGAGCGAGUCGGCCCUCAGGUCAUGGAGAGACGCCUGCGAUUCUGCCCUCAGGGCCUACGUCAAGGAGCACUACCCCACUGGAGUUUGCACCGUUUAUGGGAAAACAAUCGAUGGCCAGCAGACCAUUAUCGCUUGUAUCGAGGGCCAUCAAUUUGAGCCUAAAAACUUCUGGAACGGUCGCUGCCGGUCCGAAUGGAGGUUCAGUGUCUCGCAAUCUACAGCACAGGUUGUUGGAGUCUUGAAAAUACAGGUACAUUAUUAUGAGGAUGGAAAUGUGCAGCUUGUCAGCCAUAAAGAUGUACAGGAAGCACUGACCGUGUCUAAUGAGAGCCAGACUGCAAAGGAACUUGUGAAAAUUAUUGAGGAUGCAGAGAAUGAAUACCAGGUGGCCAUCAGUGAGAACUAUCAGACCAUGUCCGACACCACCUUCAAAGCCUUACGCAGACAGCUCCCAGUCACCCGCACCAAGAUUGACUGGAACAAGAUCCUCAGCUACAAGAUUGGCAAGGAGAUGCAGAAUGCUUAGAGGACAGACACUGUUUAGGUGGCGACAAACAAAAGUGAGGAGAAGCUGAUGCUCGUGCAAACAUGUGUGACGCACCGUAACAUACUGUAUGUCCUGCUAAAAGAGACAUUUGUUUGGGGUAUUUACAGAGAAGGACAGCUCCCGUUAUGCACUACGAGGAGGUGCCUUCAUUUUACAACAACAUGGAGUGUAACUGGCGCUCAUUUGCAAACAUAUUAUUUUUCAACAAAUAAGCCUUUAGUGACACUGUGAAAGCUUGGGUCAUUCCAUGCUGUUCGAAUUCUUAGUCUCAUGUUAAACAAAGACAGUUUGUGAUGCCUCAGUGCUUCAUAAUGGACUCGCGUCCUCCCAAAACCCCUCAACUUUCAUGUAGCAAUUAAUUGACCCCCCCUAUAUAACAAAACUGAUGUUCUUUUAGAGCUUCCAAUACCUCGUAUAGUUUUUUAUUAACAGAAGGCAAAUACUGUAUGCAAUUUGAUUUAUUAAUGGAGACACUUAACAUUACCAAAUUAUUAACUUUAGUCUGAUGUGUUUACAUGUAUGCAUCCCUCUGGAUGCAGGGUUGUAGCCAAAUCAUAAACGUUUUUCUUUGCCCAUUUCCCUACUAUAUUCCCUCUUCUUUCACUCAUCCUAGUUUUUGAAAUAAAUGUUUGGUUGUAAUCCCUUAAUAUCCCCCUGGAAUGAUAAAGGAAUUGGUGUCCUCCAGCCAGCGGUUUGCCUUUAGCUUUUGCUAUAUUUUUUUAUACAAUCUGUAAGUACAUUUAUUAUUCAUGAAAUAAAAGUAUGAUCUUCAAGCAAUGUUGAUCAUUUGUGUGUUA